AGGGUGGGUGUGCUCCGAGCGCGCACCGCCGCCGCCUCAGCCUGCGCUCCGCCCGCGCCGCGGCUCCCGGCUCGGCCCCAGCACCCAGCACCCCGCACGCCGGCUCCCCAGCGGCCAUGGGUGACGCGGGGCCAGCGGUGUAGUCCGCCACCCGGACCGCGUCCCGCACCCUGACAGUCCGGAGCCAUGGGGGUGUUGAUGUCCAAGCGGCAGACAGUGGAGCAGGUGCAGAAGGUGAGCCUGGCUGUGUCUGCUUUCAAGGAUGGGCUGCGGGACAGGCCUUCCAACCAACGCACAGGUGAGCUUCCAGGGUCCCACCAUGACACUGUAGAGGGCUCUGUCCAGGAGGUGCAGGAGGAGAAAGAAGCAGAGGCAAGCACCUCCGUGCUCCAAGAAGAGAGCAGCAUCAACCGUGCAGCCUGGGAGAGGCUCCGAGACGGGCGCGGAGUGGAACCUGAGGAGUUUGACAGGAACAAUCGUUUUACCCCUCCUGCCUUCAUCCGCCCUACCCGGAAGCUGGAUGAUGACAAGCCUCCAGAUAUCUGCUUGGAACCCAGAGAGCCUGUCGUCAGUGAUGAGAUGUGUGAUGUCUGCGAGGUCUGGACGGCCGAGAGCCUCUUCCCGUGCAGGGUCUGCACCAGGGUUUUUCAUGACGGCUGCCUGCGUCGCAUGGGCUACAUCCAAGGAGACAGCGCGGCAGAGGUGACCGAGAUGGCACACACGGAAACAGGCUGGAGCUGCCACUACUGUAACAAUCUCAACUUGCUGCUAACCGAGGAGGAGAUGUAUAGCCUCACAGAGACCUUUCAGCAGUGCAAAGUCAUCCCUGAUUGCUCUCUGACGCGGGAGGACUUCCUGCGCUACCGCCACCAAGCAGCAAAGCGGGGGGACAGUGACAGGGCUUUAAGCGAGGAGCAAGAGGAGCAGGCAGCCCGCCAGUUUGCAGCCCUGGACCCUGAACAUCGAGGACACAUAGAGUGGCCUGACUUCUUGUCCCAUGAGUCCCUCCUGCUUCUGCAGCAAUUGCGUCCCCAGAACUCUCUGUUAAGGCUCCUGACAGUCAAGGAGCGGGAGCGAGCCCGGGCCACCUUCCUGGCGUGGGGCAGUGGGAGCACCAUCAGUGAGGCAGAGUGCCACCGUGCUCGGCACUCGUGGUUCCACAAACUCCUCCCAGAGGCUCCUUCCUCCAGUGUCAGCAUCAGCCAUGUGGGUCCCAUAGCAGACAGCAGCCCAGCCAGCAGCAGCAGCAAGAGUCAGGACAAGGCCCUGAUGCCCACAGAGCGUGAAUCCAGAUCUGUGGACUGGCCUACCUUCCUGCGGGAGAAUGUCAUCUACAUCUUGGCUGCCCGCCCAAACAGCGCAGCCAUUCACCUGAAACCCCCAGGAUAGCAUGGAGCAGAGAAGCUGAAUUCUGGGACAGUGGCAUUCUCUCCUUUUCCCUUUUCCCUCUCCCCCACCAACCUCUGGUACUGAGGCUUAGGAGGACGGAGCACUGCCAGCAUCUCAGUUUUUCACCAAGUUAUGGCACUGAAAUCACCAUUCCCCUCACAGCAGAGGCAGUAAACGCACUGCCACAGGGAGAUGCCCUGGGAGCUGUGGCAGCACCAGUCCCGGACACACCCACCCACCUCCACAUGAUAGACGGGACCCACCACUGCACAUGUAUAUGCCUGCACACUCACCCCUUGCAGCCCAUGCCUUCAGAGACCUGGUUCUUUUGGUUUAAAAGGACCAAAGUUCCUUUGUGAAGCCACUGGUAUAGAUGAGGGGUCUUGACUCACCCCAUUCUAUUGGCCAGUUCCAAUUCCAUUAGAUAAGACACUGGCCAAGCGAUUCUUAAUAAGGGGCAUAUCAGACCCACGAGCUGUCCUGGAGAUGCUGACAGGUUCCCUUUCCCCCAUUGAAAAUCCCUCCUGUGCUGAGCCACUGUUCUGGUAGGUGUGUGCUAUGUCCCUCAGGGGUGUUGGGGUGGGAAAUGGUUAAAAACCACCACUGCACUUCAGCACAUGAUUUACUUAAAUUCCAAUUCCUGGUAACAGAGAAGGUAACGAGUCUGUGGAGCCCUAAUUAGAAAAGGGGGAGGCAGUCCCUCCCAGGGACCCAGAAGUCUAGGAACUUCUUAGCCAGGUCAUUCAAGUCCUUUUAAAGUCUUUAGAAGAGCUGCCAAAAAUCAAGGUGAGCCAUCCUGGCCCUUGUUUUUCAGAUGCGAGCUCAUGGCCCAGAGCCCACGGGGCCUGAAUGGAAUAAGUAUGAUGGCAGGAGUCACCGCCCUCUGUGUUACAUGCUUCACCCAAGUCAGCUACCAGGGAGACCUGCAGCCUGAGCUCCAGUGAGGACAAGGUCUGGAUGGAAGAAAAGAGGCGAAGGCUCAUGCUUCCAGCUCAACUCAACUGUAGACCUAGAAAAGUGUGCCAUUGUGUGGAGAACAGAGCCAGCCUCUUCCACAGACGAAGAAAGAACAGCUCCACAGAAACUCUGAGGAGGGACUUCUUUCAACCACCCUGGCAAAGAGGAUAAGAGGCUGGAUCGAAGACGAGGAUCUGCAUCUCAGCUCUCUUAAGCAGAUAAAAUUCCAGCAAAGCCUCACAGAAGGACUGUUUUCUCUUCUCCCCAUCACUGAGAUACAGCCUGAGUUGCUACUUCUCCCCACUGUUUGCUACAUGUUCUUCUCCACCAGGAUAAGGCCUGGGCCUAGAAUGGGAGACCUUUGGGGACAAGCAGAGGCUGCCACAAGGCCACCAAGCCUGGCCUCCACGCCCCAGCAAUCCUUCCUAAGUUCUCAAGUCGGUGCCUGUUGUGGGUCAGCCCUGGUCCUUGGGUUCAGGUUUCUGUUUCCAACCUAAUGGCAGGUUUAGCCAGAUCUGACUACCAAGAGUUAUUUGAGAGGGGGUUGGCUCUAUAUGCAGAAGCUAACAUAUCUCCAUUGCUCAAGUAAUUUGUACUAAAUUAGGUGUUUACAAAAGCAGUAGCAUACAGCUCAGUGUUGAGAUGCUUAGAGGAAAGAGGGGAGCCACAACGAGGAGUAUGGUAUGGUCUCCUGAAGAAACUGCCUGACCUGGAAGCAGGGUGAGAAGCUUCUGAGGUUGGAUUAUUUAGGACUAAAAUGAGACAGCUAGAAGAUGAGACUGGGUUCGUGUAUAUGACCCUGGAAAAUUCAAAACCCACAGCUUUUUUAAUAUUGAUUUUUGUUGUUGUUAAUCCUCACCCAAGGUUAUUUUUUCCAUUUAUUUUUAGAGUACAAGGGGGAGGGGGGGGAGAGAAACAUUGAUGUAAAAGAGACCCAUCGAUUGGUUGACUCCCAAACGCGCUCUGACUGGGCCCAGAGAUUGAACCUGCAACCCAGGUACGAGCCCUUGACUGGGAAUUGAACCCACAACCCUUCAGUGCACAAGCCAAUGCUCUAACCGCUGAAUGAACACACUGGCCAGGUCCAAAACCCACAGGUUUUUGUAAAUAUUUCUUACCCAUACUCUCAGGAUGAUCAAUAGGAGGGGUCAUUAUUCAGCCCAGCCAAAAGAAAGAAAAGAAAGAGAAAGCACAUGACUCGGGCUAAAGGACUGCAUCUGAAGCAGCCAGGCCUAAGAAGAUUAAAGCACAUUAAGCACAGGGCCUCCUGCUUACUCUCCUGGCAAAUCACUUUCUACAUCAAUGGCCUUGGGCUGCUGGAUCUCGUGGACAGGGCAUUUUGAGUAAAGACACGCUCUGGACUUUGAGAACUGACAGCUUUUUUUCUCCUGCCUCAUCAUCAGUCACAGGGACUAGAAGUCUACCCUCUUGUUCCCUGACCUUUACAGAUCAAGGGGAUGCCUGUCUCUCUGGAGAUGCAGCUUCUAGCUUUCCAUGGGUGAGUGGUGACAGGCCAGGGGCCAGGUCAGGCUAGCUGGAUCCCUAGGCCUGGCAGAGCAGACCCCAGAGCUCUUCCACAACAGGAUCGGCCCCAUUUGGGAUCACCUCUCCCUAUUCCAGGACAGCAAGCUUCCUUGGUAGGGCAUGCUGCAGAGGGCCCAGGGAACAUUGCCCGCAGCAAAAGGUAGAGUCCCCCGUCCACAGGAGUCCCAGGAAGCAGAAAAGCAUCGAAAAGCAACCAGCUUCUGUAGGCAUCUAAUGUUUUACCAAAGGAGAGGUUCCAUAGUCCUCCCCAUCCAGCGUUGCAGAAGCCCCACCCCAGCCCCUGUUCAGGAUUUCCCUUUGUAGUGUCCUAAUCCAUGGAGCCCUUUUAUCAACCUAGUGAACUCAAUUCUCUAUCCUUUUCAAGCCCUUUCAUCACUGUGACGGUCUGAAAUUCUGCCAAGCACAAAAAUUGCUGUCUGACUCUAAGAAGGAUAAGAGAAAAUGUUUCCGUCUUUUCCUGGCAGACCAAAACUGGGAUCAGUGCUUUUCCCAAGAACUCCCCCUCCCCCCACCAAGAGAAGCUGGAGUGACAUAUAUGCUCCUCUGAAAACCAUCUGCCCAAGCCUGGUUUUCACCCAACCGUCCUCUUCCCCAUGCUCAAAUUUAAGGACAGGGACCUCUGGAUGACACAAUGAAGCUGCAGCAACAGAGGGUCAGCUGAGACAGUAGCUAUGGCCACAUGAUGUCUCUAGGUCUGCUUCGUGGCUUCCUGUGCUAAGACCAGCCUUCCCCAACAGAUCCAGGCUCUACACUUUUGAGCAAUGAUCACUUUGGGUCCCAGGGAUGGAGCAGUUCCUCACUCCUAGGUACUGUCCCACUCUCAAGUGCUCUUCUUCCUUUGAGGACAGCCACAGCCAAAGCCAUGAGCACAUUGCCUCUUCCUGCCCUCAGCCCAAGUGACUGGGGCUGCAGGGCUGACACUGGCCUUUCUGGCCCUGGUGCUCCCUGUGGGAUGUCACCCUGGCCUUGUUUGAGUGGCCAACUCUGGGGGUUCCCCCAUUCCCAUCACCAAUAUGGGAAGCACAGAAUCAAACUGCCUGGGAAGAGGACGCCUCGCGGGGGGUAAGCCCAGGAUUGUGCCUGGGCCUCUUAGGCCAAAGCACAACCUCAACCAUUGCAGGUCUCACAGCUUUAGUAAGAGUGAUGCCAGGAAGCCCUAAAGCCAAGAGGGAAGCUCAGCAGAAGCUGUCUGGCAGGGCCCCAGACCAGCCCUGACCACCCCAGAGCCAAGAGUAACCUCCAGGUAGGACUGGUAGCAGGCUCUAGUGGCCCUGCAAGCAUGUCCUCUUCCAACCAGCAGGGUAAAGGCGCCAUGAGGCAGAACAACCUUGAUGCCACAAUUUCAGGACAUCCUGGCAGCACCUGUAACCACACCCCGUUCACCCCUCUCUUACAGUGGACUAACAUUGCUACCUUCUCCAGGCCAUUUAGUGUGAAUUUGCCCAGGAUCUCUCUCUGGGCUCUUGCCUGCAGCCUAGACAAUAGAGACUCCCCUGAGUGGAGGAUACUAAUGCACAUGCCUGGACUGGGCACUUUCCCUGCUGUUGCUUUCCUGCUGCCACUGCUUCUGGCAACCUUCAAAACAGCUUAUGGAAUUUCCACUGGACCCAACUAGCACUAAGGAAAACCUUGUUCCCUCUGGACCACGUGCCCUGAUGACCCAGAUCAUGGAGACGGUGAAAGGUCUGGUCUGGGCCACUAAGAAGCCUAAUCACAGUGCGUACAGAAUGGGUUGGUGUGUCCACGGACAUGAACAAGGUAUAAGUAUCAAGGCCUUUCCAUAUCGUAGCCUCCUUUAAAAGAUGGCCGAUGCUCUGUCUCUCAGCCAAAUUCAGGCUUGUGAGGUGGGUUCUGAGAGCACUCGAGUAACAGUGGGGUCCUAUGUCCUGUGGUCCUUCAUGCCCUUCCUCUGUGCUUCUCUGAGGAAGGUGACUUGACAGUAGCUGAGGGGAACAUCCCCAAGCCCUGUCUCCGCAUCAUCCCAGCUGCAUGCUCCUCCCCACGCUCAGCUUUCACUCUAGAAGGAGCUGAUGCUCCAGGGGGUGAACACAGUGGAAAUCAUAAUAAAGAGAUUGUGAUGCUAUGUCA
This is a messenger RNA of Myotis myotis, 5979 nucleotides long. RefSeq names its product PHD finger protein 24 (gene PHF24). The transcript has 8 exons. Lineage: Eukaryota; Metazoa; Chordata; Mammalia; Chiroptera; Vespertilionidae. The coding region runs from base 187 to 1389 and encodes 400 amino acids. The record is from RefSeq and is a predicted model, not a curated record.